Molecule: messenger RNA, 3174 nt
Organism: Anolis carolinensis (green anole)
Lineage: Eukaryota; Metazoa; Chordata; Lepidosauria; Squamata; Anolidae
Product: T-cell immunoglobulin and mucin domain-containing protein 4
Exons: 13
Coding region: 319-2277 (652 amino acids)
Biological process (GO): cytoskeletal rearrangement involved in phagocytosis, engulfment; apoptotic cell clearance
Molecular function (GO): phosphatidylserine binding
Source: RefSeq, a predicted model, not a curated record
GAACUGACGCUGUGAAGCAAAGCAAAACAUUUUUGCUUGGUUUCACAAUUUAGUCAGAGAUCUCCAAAUUGUCCAUCACCACACAUCAACACUGGGCAGUCUGGAGACUAUUGCAUCAACAACAGGAAAAGGAAGAGCUGAUGAGAACGACUUGCUACUGCGUGCUGUGACUAAUAUCACACAUUAUAGACAUCAGAAAUUGGAGAAGCUAGAAACGUAAUUUAGAAAUGAGUGUUAUGUUAAAUACAUACUCAAGGCAGCAAUAAUGCAAUACUCUGUCCUCUCCACUGGCACCAUGUUACCUUGUUUGUUCCUGAGAUGGAGCCUAUUGCUGACAACUACAGAAGUAUGCCGCUUAAUGAAGUCUGUUGGGUGAAGACUAUUGAACAAUUACAAAAAGACAAAUGUCUGGGUUUCAUAGCAAUGGGUGCUGAAACUUUAGUACAAGGGAAAAUAGGUCAGGACAUCACUUUGCCCUGCCAUUAUUCUGUACUUAAACAUGGGGUUACAACCAUGUGUUGGGGGCGAGGAAGUUGUCCUUCAUCUUUAUGUUCUGACCCAAUUAUCUGGACUGAUACAUCUCAAGAAAUAGUCCCUAAAUCCAGCCGUUACCAUCUGAUGGGAGAUAUUAGGCAUGGUGAUGUGUCCCUGACCAUUCUGAAUGUCACAGCAAAAGAUGCAGGGGAGUACUGUUGCCGUGUGGAAAUACCAGGCUGGUUCAAUGAUCUGAAAAUCCAUGUUCGAACUGUGAUUGAGAAAGCAGUUAGUGGGCCAAGUACAGUAGACUCCACUAAAUUUCACUUUGCUUUGGAACCAAGAUGGGUAUCUGGUACAGAACUUCCAUCACACAGUACAGAACUUCCACCUCAUAAUGUUUCUUUGUAUUUCUUCACACUGAUGAAAGAGCAAAGGAAGAAAGAACCUUCUUGGACAGGCUUAUAUGUUGGCAUUGGAGUUUGUUCAAUGUUACUAAUUGUUGUAACUUCGUUGCUACUGAAGUGGUAUUUACUCAAAAAGCAGAAGAUGACUAAUCCUGUAAGAGAACUGAAGAAAAGGCAAGGCUCACUCAGCAUUUCCAAACCGAAUAAGACUCAAGGAAUAUCCAGUGAGAGAAUACUCCUGGAGUUUGUGAAUUGUAAGCAUUGCAAGAUGUACAUGCUACUGUUUCAUUGGAUCAUGCUUCAUACUUGUAUAGUGGGCACUUCAUCCCAAAACACAGUAAGAGGAAUGGUGGGCCAAGCUAUCAAUUUGCCAUGCACCUACCAUGUCCGUUGGGAAAGUGAUCUUACUGACAUGUGUUGGGGCCGAGGCAGUUGCCCUAAAUCUAAAUGCAGUGAUGAAAUUCUUCACACAAAUGGAAGGAGAGUGACAUCUAAAACAUCAAGCCGGUACAAUCUGAAAGGCUAUGUGACUAGAGGAGAUGUAUCACUGACUAUUGAAAACCUAAAUGAAGGAGAUAAAGGACUCUACUGUUGUCGUGUUGAAAUCAGGGGCUGGUUCAAUGAUAUAAAAAAGACCCUGAAUCUUCAAGUUGAGAGAGCAACAACCACUAUCUUCACCACAACUAUAACCACCACAUCUCCGAUGACUACCACUACACCUACCACUACCUCCAUGACAACCACCCCACCAGUACCAUCUACCUUUCUCUUAACAACUAAUCCCACUUCCACAGCAACCGCUCCUGCUACUGAUGAUCUAACACUGUCCGCAUCUUCUGUGUCAAGAAACGUUGCAGUUACAACUACAGCUCCUUCCUUUCUCUUAACAACUGAACUUGCUUUGACAACAACUGCUCCUACUACUGAUGGAACAACAUUGCCCAUGUUUUCUGUAUCAAGAAGUAUUGCAGUUACGACAACUCCAUCUUUUCUCUUAACAACUAAGCCUGCUUCUACGAAAGUCCCUUCUACUACUGGUGGUCUAACACUUUCUACAUCUGUGUCAACAGCCAAUGCCUUUCUUGUAACUGCUACUCCAUUAUUAGACACUAAAUCAUCACCAACCAGUUUUCAGAAUGACUUUGUUACCACAGAGACUGAUUCUCCUUCUACAGGGCAAAUCAUAUUGGAGUUUUCCAAAGAGUAUUAUCCAGUACUGAUUCCUUCUGCUCUGGUGAUCUGCAUUCUCCCCUUGAUACUAGUGGUACGGCGAAUGAAAUGUAAAAAGAUGGGAAAAUAUGUGUCGGACGGAAUGGAAAGCUUGAACAAACAGGAAGAAGAACCUGAGCAAACACUUACUGGAACAGAAGGAGAGAAUGGACUUUUCCCCCUGUAGCAAUCAGUUCUAGCUACACAAAUACAACAUCUUGGAAAAGAAGCAUUUCAAAAGAAAGAAUCCUUAAUAAUAUAGUCUGUAAAUGAUGCCUGGGGUUUAUUGCUUCCUACUUAAUGACUAACCAUUUAGAUUUGUCACCGUUUGAAUCCUCUUCUCUGCUUUCACCUCUGUCUUUAAGCAUUCUAGGCAAAGAAUGUGCAAUUACUGCAUCUUUUGCUGAAGGUACAGUAUUACCAACAUCAAAAUAAGUUGUAAAUGAGGCUAGCCCUACCAUUAGGCAGAGGGAUACAGCCACUAAUGGCACCAGAUUUUGAAUGACACAAACUGUAGCAAGUGUGAGUUUUGUUCUCAUUUUAUUUUGAUUACUGCUGGAUUGUUGUUUAUGGGAAUUUUGCAUCAUGUAGCUAGCUUUUGCAACUAUAAAUAUUGAGUGGAAGGGAGGGGAGACCUUCCUGUUUUGCCCCAGGCAGCAGAAUAUUUUAGCCUAGUUUUGCUUCUAAACACCAUUACUUAACUGUGAUGUUAGUAGUAUCUGUAAUGGAAAUAAUAACCAUACUACCAAAGAUACAAAUUAGACCAGCUAGAGAUUCACAUUGGUAUAUUUCCAAUUAGACUUUGAGGGUCGGGGGUGUUGCUAUUUUCAUUGCCCCUAAUCAUAUUGGUUAAGAUAGUAGUUAUUCUUCAUGUAUAUACUCCAUCACUUUCUUGCUUCCAUCCUUGAUUCUUUGGUCCAAGUAAGAAUCAUGCUAGUGGUUAAUACCUAAUAUAAAAUGGUUGUUCCAUUGCUCCUAAACAAUCUAAUUCUAUAUGUGUAAUGGUUUGUAGAACAAUGUAAUGAUCCAAAUGUGUGGUUUGUGGAGUAUGUAUUCCAGGAAUUAAUCAGGCUCUUGAACAAAA